AUGGAGUCCAUGUUCACAAAGGAGCAUAGCUGGUCGAUAAUAUCCUCGUUCUUCGAGCAGAAAGGGCUUGUUAGACAGCAGCUAGAUUCCUUUGAUCAGUUCGUUAAGACAAAGAUGCAGGAAGUUAUUGAUGAGAGCCCUGCAAUAAUUGUUCAGUCUGCACCCACGGCAGGGACAGAAACCCAAAAGAGGAUAACUGUUAGAUUUGGGCAAAUAUAUGUUUCAAAGCCACCCAUUUAUACUGAAUCCGAUGGGAGAACAAUCACUGUGUUUCCCAACGAGGCACGUACGAGGGACCUAACCUAUGCAUCUCCACUAUUUAUCGAUGUCAUAAAGGAGACAGUAUCUGAGCUAGGCGUUGUUGACAAGCACAAGUACUCAAGGGUACCUUUUGGGUCGCUGCCUGUGAUGUUGAGAUCUUCGUACUGUGUUCUCCAUGGAUUGGGAGACAAAGAUCUUAUUGACCUUGGAGAAUGCCCAUAUGACCAGGGAGGAUACUUCAUUGUAAAUGGAUCUGAGAAGGUUAUUGUGGCCCAAGAACGAAUGGCUAGCAACACUGUUUAUGUGUUCAAGAAGGCACAGCCUGCAACGUAUACACACUAUGCGGAAAUCCGUUCUGUUCCUGAAAAGAGCUCUAGAAAUCCAAGUACCUUAUCUAUGAAGCUAUGUAGAUCACCUGUGGCAAUAAGGGUUUCGCUUCCAUUGGUCAAGCAAGAUGUUCCUCUCUUUGUCUUGUAUAGAGCGCUAGGGUUCUUGUCUGACAAAGAGAUUAUUGAUCAUAUUCUCUAUGAAGAUGACGACGAGAUGUUUGAGCUUCUGAAGGAAAGCAUUGAGGAGGGGAUGGUUGUGCAGGAUCAAAAUGUGGCGUUGGACUAUAUAGGGAAGAGGACUGCGCCUGUGGGGACACCUCAGGAAAAAAGAAUAAUGAUGGCAAAGGAUCUUCUAGCAAAGGAGGUUCUUCCCCACAUUGGAACACAGGAAUUCUGUGAAACCAAGAAGGCAUAUUUUAUUGGAUACAUUGUUCAAAGACUACUGCUUGUGGCAUUGGGGAGAAGGAAUCCUGACGACAGAGACCAUUACGGAAAAAAGAGAAUGGACCUGAGCGGACCAUUGCUUGCAUCUCUAUUCAGGACUCUAUUUAAAAAGCUGUGUGCAGAUACAACAAGACACAUGCAGAAGUGUAUAGAGAAUGGGCGAGAGUUUAAUAUAGCCCUUGGGCUGAAAGCAAGCAUAAUUACACAGGGAUUUCGAUAUGCCUUAGCAACGGGAAACUGGGGAGACCAAGCAAAGGCUAUGCAGACCAGAGCUGGAGUUGCCCAGGUCCUGAAUAGAUACAACUUUGUAUCGACGCUUAGUCAUUUGAGAAGAGUCAACACGCCAAUUGAAAAGGAAGGGAAGUUGGCGGCGCCGCGACAACUUCAUAACACGCAUUGGGGUAUGGUUUGCCCAGCUGAGACGCCGGAGGGACAAGCAUGUGGGCUUGUGAAGAACUUAUCUCUAAUGGCAUAUAUUUCUGUUGGAUCUUCCUCUGGGCCAUUGAUAGAGUUUUUGGAGGAGUGUGGAGUUGAGUCGCUUGAGGAGAUAUCUAAUUUUCAGCUCAAUACGGCAACUAAAGUUUUUGUUAACGGUGUAUGGAUUGGGAUUCACUCUGACCCUGUAUAUCUAGUAAAGUCGCUUAAGCUGUUGAGAAGAAGUCUUGAAAUGGAUAAGGAGGUUAGCAUUGUCAGAGACAUCAGAGAAAAGGAAAUCAGAAUACAAUCAGACGCUGGAAGGCCUUGCAGGCCUUUGAUGGUUGUUAAGGACAACAAGCUUGUGAUUACAGAAGAGGAUAUCGGGAGGCUAAGAAGAGGGGAAAUCAAAUGGGACAACUUGAUUGGAGAAGGGUUUAUUGAGUUUCUGGAUGUUGAGGAGGAAGAGAUGUCCAUGAUAGCGAUGAGCACAAAGGUCCUUGAUGAUGAACGCAAGAGCUCCUCUGAUGUGAAGAUAUCGUAUACACACUGUGAGAUUCAUCCCGCACUAAUACUUGGAAUCUGUGCUUCUACUAUUCCGUUUCCUGAUCAUAACCAAAGUCCCCGUAAUACUUAUCAAAGUGCUAUGGGCAAGCAAGCGAUGGGAAUCUAUGCAACGAAUUUCCUAUUAAGAAUGGACACUUUGAGUAACAUUCUGUUCUAUCCUCAGAAGCCUCUUGUGACAACAAAAAGCAUGGAGUAUCUCAGGUUCAAGGAGCUACCGUCUGGACAGAAUGCCCUGGUUGCGAUUGCAUGCUAUUCUGGAUAUAACCAGGAGGAUAGUGUUAUUAUGAACCAAAGUGCCAUUGAUAGAGGUUUGUUUAGAAGCUUUUUCUACAGAACAUACACCGAUCAAGAAUCUAUGUCAAGGCCGGGGGUCAAUGAAGAGUUUUGCAAGCCUAACCGGGGAAGUGUUCUAAGGAUGAAGAAUCUUAAUUAUAAUAAACUGGAUGAUGACGGGCUCAUAAACCCAGGGACGAGGGUCACCGGAGAUGAUGUUCUUAUUGGAAAGAUAACGCCUAUAUUGGAUCCCGAGAGGAGUACUAAGGAGACGCCUGUCUAUGUCUACAAAGAUAGCAGCACUGCAAUGCGUAGGACAGAAACGGGGAUUGUUGAUACGGUUAUUGUCACAAACAAGGAUGGUUACAAGUUCUCCAAGGUCAAGGUAAGAUCAGGAAGGAUUCCUCAGAUGGGAGACAAGUUUGCAUCCAGGCAUGCUCAAAAGGGAACUAUUGGAAUCACUUUGAGGCAAGAGGAUAUGCCGUUCACCUCUGAUGGAAUAGUUCCAGAUAUAAUUAUAAAUCCUCAUGCUAUUCCUAGUCGUAUGACCAUCGGACACUUGAUUGAGUGCCUGCUCGGUAAGGUUAGUGCAAUGAGUGGGGAGGAAGGUGAUGCAACACCAUUUAGCGGAAUGAGUGUUAACGAGAUAUCUGCAAGGCUGAAAUCUUACGGUUUUCAGCAAAGAGGGCUGGAAGUCAUGUAUAAUGGAAUGACAGGGAGGAAGCUCCGAGCCCAAAUAUUCUUUGGCCCAACGUAUUACCAGAGACUUAAGCACAUGGUUGAUGAUAAGAUACAUGCAAGAGCGCGUGGGCCUCUUCAGAUACUCACGAGGCAGCCUGUUGAAGGAAGAUCCAGGGACGGAGGGCUUCGAUUUGGAGAAAUGGAGAGAGACUGUAUAAUUUCUCACGGUGCCUCCGCCUUUCUAAAGGAAAGGUUGAUGGAUGUGAGCGAUGCAUAUUCUUGCUAUGUUUGUAAUAUUUGCGGACUUCUUGCAAUGGGGGGAAGUAAGGUGAAUGAAUGUAAAGGAUGCAGCAACACUACAAAUGUUAGUAUAGUGGAGAUUCCGUAUGCAUUCAAACUCUUGAUUCAGGAACUAAUGGGAAUGAAUAUUGCACCCAGGAUUCGCUUUGAAGAAUAA
This is a messenger RNA of Encephalitozoon hellem ATCC 50504, 3426 nucleotides long. Its product is annotated as DNA-directed RNA polymerase subunit B. The transcript has a single exon. Gene Ontology annotation, biological process: DNA-templated transcription. Lineage: Eukaryota; Fungi; Microsporidia; Unikaryonidae. Bases 1 to 3426 code for a protein of 1141 amino acids. Gene Ontology annotation, molecular function: DNA-directed RNA polymerase activity; ribonucleoside binding; DNA binding. The record is from RefSeq and is a predicted model, not a curated record. Gene Ontology annotation, cellular component: RNA polymerase II, core complex.